This is a messenger RNA of Syngnathus typhle (broad-nosed pipefish), 5849 nucleotides long. RefSeq names its product ral guanine nucleotide dissociation stimulator-like. Gene Ontology annotation, cellular component: plasma membrane. The transcript has 17 exons. NCBI's taxonomy places the organism in Eukaryota, Metazoa, Chordata, Actinopteri, Syngnathiformes, Syngnathidae. Gene Ontology annotation, molecular function: guanyl-nucleotide exchange factor activity. Bases 535 to 3018 code for a protein of 827 amino acids. Gene Ontology annotation, biological process: Ras protein signal transduction; positive regulation of GTPase activity. The record is from RefSeq and is a predicted model, not a curated record.
UCAGGAGCAUCGUUAACGGCGCCUUCCUGUCACGAAAGCAGUGAUUCGCCUCCGCCUUCCCCAGCAUCCAUUAAAGCAUCCGCGGUCGCGCAGGCAUCGCCGCAUCCAGUGGGGGCGACUACUCGUCAGCGGGGAAGAUGACUACGACGGUGAUGAUGAUGGAGGUUUGGUGUGGAGAACCCACGCAGGAGGACAUCUUUCCCCCCCCGCCGCCGAUGUCGUGUUGUUUUCGGAUGACAGCGGGAGGAGACAAAUAAACACCAUCGCUUGCUCUUUAGCCAGCUAACGACGCUAAGCUAUCCCUUUAGCUGUUUUUUACUUUUCGCCCCCCCCCCCCCUCUCCAAUGUGGAGACAUGCUAGCGGCGAAGAGGACAUUUAAACACGGUAGCUGUCGAUUAGCAUCACGGCUAAGCUAGUUAGCUCGCCCCCCCUUUCUUUCCGUGAGGAUGCUAACCGAGGGCAGCGACUGACUGUCUGACUGGCCGAAUGAAGGUGCGCCUCAACACACUCAUGAAGGUCAUGACAGCGAGAGAAUGAUCAUGCUGGAAAAACAGAGCUCGACGCAGGAGAUUGGCGAAGAAGUGGAGGACGACGCCAUCUUCACCAUCACGCUGCGUAAGGUGCAACUGCACCACUCGUCCAGCAAAGGGCAGCGUUGGCUGGGGGUGGAGACGGACUCCGCCCUCAGCCUCUACGAGACGUGCAAGGUGCGAACCAUCAAGGCGGGCACCCUGGAGAGGCUGGUGGAGUACAUGGUCACGGCCUUCAAGGGCAAGGACUCCACCUACGUCACCAUCUUCCUCUGCACUUACCGAUCCUUUGCCACUGCCAAGCAGGUGCUCGACCUGCUGCUCAACAGGUACGCCAGGCUCCAGAAUGUUCCAGCGGCGGCGGCGCAUCGCGUCUGCCAGGACGAUUGCACCGAGCUCAGAAACACGGUAUCGUCCAUCUUGGGUGCCUGGCUGGACCAGUACUCUGAGGACUUCUGGACUCCGCCAGGCUACGACUGCUUGCACCAGCUUUUGUCGUACCUCCACCUUCACUUCCCCGGUUCUGACCUUGAGCGUCGUGCCCGCAACCUGCUGGCACAUUUCCACAGACGGCAGCAGCGCGAGCCCGAAACCGAGGGCGAACACUUGGGCUGCCCGUUCGCCACGCAGGAGGAGAGCGGCUUCGAAGACGAGCUGCCCACUUUCAGCUUCCUCUCUUUCGACCCCAUCAUGGUGGCCGAGCAAUUCACGCUCAUGGACGCGGACCUGUUCAAGAAGGUGGUGCCGUAUCACUGCCUGGGGUGCAUCUGGUCCCAGCGUGACAAGAAGGGCAAAGAGCACCUGGCGCCCACCAUCCGCGCCACGGUGGCCCAGUUCAACUCGGUCACCAACUGCGUAAUCAGCACCUGCCUCAGUAACGCCGCGCUCAAGCACAACCAGAGGGCCCGACUCCUGGAGAGAUGGAUCGACGUGGCCCGGGAGUGUCGUAUCCUGAAGAACUUCUCGUCCUUGCGAGCCAUCCUUUCCGCCCUGCAGUGCAACGCCGUCCACCGCCUGAAGAGGACCUGGGAGGAAGUCUCUCGGGAGAGUUUCCGCACCUUUCGCGAGCUUUCCGAGAUCUUCUCCGACGACAACAACUAUUCGCUCAGCCGGGAGCUGCUGGUGAAGGAAGGAACGUCUAAGUUUGCGACUUUGGAGAUGAAUCCCAAACGAGCUCAGAGGAGACACCAGCAGCAGAGAGACCUGGGAGUGAUGCAGGGCACAAUUCCUUACCUGGGCACCUUCCUGACAGACCUGGUCAUGAUGGACACGGCCAUGAAGGACUACACCGAGGGUGGUCUGAUCAACUUUGAAAAGAGACGAAAGGAGUUUGAAGUGAUCGCGCAGAUCAAAUUACUGCAGCUGGCGUCCAACAACUACAGCUUCACUCAAGACGCGCACUUCCGCGAGUGGUUCGCCUCCACCGAGAAGCUCAGCGAGGCCGAGAGCUACCAGCUGUCGUGCGACAUCGAGCCGCUCUCCGAGUCGGCGGGCAACACGUUGCGAGCCAAGAAGAACGGAGGCAUCAUGAAACGAUGGAGCGAUCGUCAGUUGGCCGAGGGCUCGUCCGGCUGCUCGGCGGCCGGAAGCGGUGGCGGCGCCGUGGGCUCCCACUCCAAGUCCUUUGAGCACGCCCACUUCCGACCAUACCAAGGCGGCGACGGCGGCGACGCCCUCAGCGUCACCUCCGUCAGCUCCAGCGGCUCCGACCUAGAGGACGUCAAUGCCAGCUUCCUCUCGGACUCGCCCGAGGGACACGAGAGGAAGACGUCAACGCCUUCGGUGAAACUUUCCGUUUCCGCUCUGGGGAGAGACGCUUCGGCUGCAGACACAACCUCCACGGUACCGCUCACUUGCACUUUGGUACAUUUUACCUUCGCGACGUCCUCGGAAGAUAAUGUGACGUGCGCGUGGCAGUUCUGGGAGUGCACGUCGCUGUCGUCUCUGGACACGUCGGGCAUGGGCUCCAGCUCGGGCUCGGCGUCGGGCUCCAGCACGGCGUCGUCGUCGUCGGUGUCGUCGGCGGCGGCGCUCUCGCUCUCUCUGUCGGCGGCGCGCUCGCACAAGCGCUCGGUGUCGGCCGUGUCCAACUACUCCACGCUGUCGCUGCCCCUCUACAACCAGCAGGUGGACGACUGCUGCAUCAUUCGCGUCAGCCUCGACGUGGAGAACGGGAACAUGUACAAGAGCAUCCUGGUGACCAGCCAGGACAAGACGCCCGCCGUCAUCCGCAAGGCGAUGAUCAAACACAAUCUGGAGAGGGAAAAAACCGAAGACUACGAGCUGGUGCAGAAGAUCUCAGAAGACAAAGAGCUCCGCAUUCCCGACAACGCCAACGUCUUCUACGCCAUGAACUCCAGCGCCAACUACGACUUUGUGCUGAAGAAGCGCGGGCCGGCGCGACCCGUCCGCGCCAAGACUGUGGCCAGCUCCACGCUGCCGCGCAUGAAGCAGAAAGGACUGAAGAUCGCCAAGGGCAUUUUCUGAGAGCGGGAGAGAGCGCCGCCAGGAGCACCUUAGCACUUAGUUUGACCUCGGGAAGCUCUGGACCUCAUUUUGCGGGCCAAGCCAGGAAAGCCGUUGCACUUUGGAUGCUUUUUUUUUUUCUUUCUUUCUUAAACAGCAUCCUGGCCUUGUGUUGACGCAUGGUCAAACAAACAUUGUCCCAUGGAUAGGAUGUUGUUGCACUUUUGAAUUUUUUUUUUUUUCUACAACAUUCUAGUCCUUGAUAAUGACACAUGGGCAAAGGGAUGGUGUCCCAGAUGUCUGGGAUGCCCACUGGUGACACAUGGGCAAACGAUCCGUUUUUUUUUUUCACGGCAACCUGGCGAUGCUCUGGAUUGACAAAUGGAUCUUGUCCCGUGGGAGGGAUCUGGAUGUUCCUCACGGUCAUUGCGCUGACACGUGGGCAAAACAGAUGACGUCUGGUGUGCCGGAUGCCCCCCACCCUACCCCACUGCCAGUGUUCUUGAUGCCCACCAGACAGACAAUGGAAACGUUGACAAAUGGUCAAACAGACCAUGAGUUAAACGCCGCUUGACGACUUGUAUGUAUGUCAGCUGUGCCGUGACGUUUUUGCUUUGUACAAUUUUUGUUGUUGUUUCUCGGAAGAUGGUGCUGUUGAUUAUCUUUCAUUCAAGCGGUUCCAUGAUUUCACCCCCUUCCGUGGUUGGAAAUAGUUGGCAUUUUUGGGAAAUUUUCUCCUCAGCCCUCAAUUGUUGUUGAGGCAAUCCUCCUGUUGUUUAUUUUUUUUUUUUUUCCAAAUCUUUUUUACUAAUAACUUUGCACUUGUGACAAAAGGCUCGGUGCUUGGCAUAAAUAACGUCAAGUCAGGUGUUUCUUAAUCGGUAUGAAAAUAUUUUUCGUAAUUUUUAGAAAAGAAAAAAAGAAGGACCUUUUAUCCAUGAACGUUCUCUGCUCCUCCUAUUGACCACUUAUAGUUUCAUGGUGUUCCACUUAAAAUCUAAACUUUAAUCUUGUUAGACUAAAGUUUUUCUUAAAACUAAAUACUGUAUAUACUAAAUAUUACCCCCCUCGCCCCCAAAUUCUGACUUGACUCGUAAACAAAUGACUUUAAGAUUGAAUUUUUUGCCCCGAAAAGUUUUCAGCCCUUUUUAUUUAAAAAGGAUUACUUUGUUGUUAAAAAAUUAAUUUAUUGUAAACAUUUUUUACUUUGCUCAUAUAAUAUUGUAACAAUUUCUUUUCAGCCAAAAUGAAAAAUUCUUUCUGGUACGAUUGCUACUUUCCCACCCCCAAUGAACCUUCAUUUAGACUUGCGACGUAAUUUUUUCUUAGUCCCAAUUUUGUUUUCAAAACUUCAUUCAUGACAAAAAUGGAAAAUAAAUUGGAAAUAAUUCCAUUUAUAUUCUGGAAAAAAAAGUAGGACACACAGAAAGACAAAGAGAAAAAAUGACUACGAUAAAACUUAACCCCUAGAACCUUUUCACUGGAAAGAAUUUUCCUUUUUACCUGUUGGCUUGUAGUUAUUUCUGCUGAGCACUGUACGACGUAAACGUUUACCUUUGGAAAUGAUGAAAGGAAAGUCUUGAGAUAAGGCACAUCAGCGCUGAAGGAAAUGACGUAGUUGAGUUCUUCCGACUCCACACAAAGGAACUUUGGAAAUUGACGCUGGCUGCCAAGCAAGACGGGAAAUGUUGGGAAACCAGCCUGGCAGAGAAAAAGGCAUGAGCACCCAAGAAUAUUUUGUCAUCUCUGUCUCAAAACAAAACAUCUGCCUGUUGCCACUGCCGACAUAUUUUGGAUUUUUAUUUUUUGCUUUUAUUUGCGGCAAAUCUAAAUGGUGACGGAGGGAGUCACUGCGAGCUUCAUGUCGAGCACUGUGAACAAUAAUAAGUGUCAAACAAGUCAUUCGCCUUUUAAGUCAGGAGCAAACCUUUGGAUUUCUUCUUUUUUUUUUAAUUUUCUUUUUCAUCUUGCUUAUGAACAAAGUUGUGAAUUUACACGUUGCGCAUCAAGAAGCUUGGCGCCCUUUGACACGCUGCGGAAAUAACUUUUAUCGCUUGUGUGUCGGAACACGACGUGACCAUUUACAUUUUACAUUCUUGGUGUGUCACAAUCACUUGUUACAUCUUGAUGUGUCAAAACAUGUAACAUGACGCUUGACAUUUACAUGUUACACUGACAUGACGUGACCUUUGACAUGACAAUACGUUGCGUUUACGUGACAUUCAACUUGACAUGACGCUUGGCACUUCCCAUGAAACUUUACAUGUCAUGGUUACAUCAGUUGAUUAAACACUUGAUCAAAUGACGUCAUGUUAUGCCAUCUCACGACAUGGUGACAUUUGGCAUGUUGCGGCAGUUCAUCUUUGACAUGUUCUACCACAACAUAUAACGUGUCGCGUUACUUGAAAUGCCCACACCGCUGACGUAACACAAUGUGUUAACAUCUGCUCAUGACGUGCCACUUGUGUGUGUGCGUGCGAGUGUGGAAAAGGCAAAUUGUGUAUUCCUUUGUGCAGCUGAUGCUUCUGUGGUUUGUGUGUUGGUGCUUUGACAUGACUUUUUUUUGUGAUGCUUGAGUGUGUGUGUGCGCGUGUGUUGUUGCAUUCUGCUGUGCUCGGAUGCCAUAUUUUUUGUUAUAACUAAAAGACUGACAAACUUUUUUAAGUCUCUUCCUUUACUACUUUCAUUAUUCCAGCAGGACUAAAAACAAUGUAGAGUACAAAAAGUGUCCCGCUCUUUAUUUAUUGAUUUGAAUAUACAGGUUUUUUUUUCAUUGUAAAUUCUCUUCUCUCUUGGUCAUAGGUUAAUAUAUUAGUGUAUAUAUAUGAAUAAACAUACCGUUUAUAAAAGAA